AUGUCGGUUGCCUGCCAGAGCUCGUCUUGUCCCAACGGCAAUCCAGUUUCUCGCCUCGAAUGUCCAACCUGCAACAAGCUUGGAAUUCAGGGAUCAUUCUUCUGCACUCAAGCAUGCUUCAAGGGUGGAUUGUGGCAGAAAACUCACAAAAUCGUACAUGAUAUCGUUAAGACGGGCGGUGCUGCGGCCUAUGCUGAUGGCACAUACAAUCCAUUUCCCAAUUACGAUUACACUGGCACUUUGAAGCCUGUCUAUCCUCUUUCGCCCAAACGACUUGUGCCGGAGCACAUAAACCGUCCUGACUAUGCCGAAGAUGGGCAGCCGAGAGCUGAGUCCAGAGCUGCCGGACAACCGCCGCGUAUUCUGAAUGUGGAGGAACAAGAAAAGAUGAGAACAGUGUGCCGGCUCGCGCGCGAAGUCCUCGACCUUGCGGCAUCCCAUGUCCGUCCAGGGAUCACGACAGACGAAAUAGAUGAAAUCGUUCACAACGCGUGUAUAGAGCGAAAUUCGUAUCCUUCUCCGCUGAACUACCGUGGAUUUCCCAAGUCUGUCUGCACGUCGAUCAAUGAGUCCAUCUGUCACGGAAUCCCUGAUAAAAGGAAGCUUCGAGAAGGCGACAUCGUGAACAUAGAUGUAACCCUCUACCACGAUGGAUUCCAUGGUGAUUUGAAUGCGACAUAUCCCGUGGGCGAGAUCGAUGAAGAAUCGAAAAAACUUAUUCGAGUCACACGAGAGUGUCUGGACGAUGCGAUCAAGCUGUGUAAACCAGGUGCUCUUUUCCGUGACCUAGGCAAGGCAAUUGAACCCAAGGCUCGGGCCAACGGUUGCGCAACUGUCCGGAAUUAUACUGGUCACGGAAUCAAUGAUUUAUUCCAUUGUGCACCCAACAUCCCACAUUAUGCCAAGAACAAGGCUGUUGGGACCAUGAAGCCAGGAAUGUGCUUCACCAUUGAGCCUAUGAUCAACCUCGGCUCGAAUUGGGAUACUGUCCACUGGCCGGAUAAUUGGACCGCCACCACCGUUGAUGGACGACGAAGCGCUCAAUUCGAAGAGACACUGCUAAUCACUGAAACCGGCGUUGAGAUUCUGACGGCUGGGAAGAAGGAGGACUAG
Molecule: messenger RNA, 1113 nt
Organism: Pleurotus ostreatus (oyster mushroom)
Lineage: Eukaryota; Fungi; Basidiomycota; Agaricomycetes; Agaricales; Pleurotaceae
Product: Methionine aminopeptidase 1
Exons: 13
Coding region: 1-1113 (370 amino acids)
Biological process (GO): proteolysis
Molecular function (GO): metalloaminopeptidase activity
Source: RefSeq, a predicted model, not a curated record